Molecule: messenger RNA, 1689 nt
Organism: Symbiodinium natans
Lineage: Eukaryota; Dinophyceae; Suessiales; Symbiodiniaceae
Source: the annotation of a GenBank genome assembly
AUGGCGUCCUUAAAGCUCCUUCACGACAAUCCGGGGCAGCACGGUGCCGGCCUCGUGCAGCAGCUGCGCAAGCUCUGGAUGGAGGGCCACCUCUGCGACCUCGUGCUGAAGAGCCGCGAUGGCUCUGAGCAUCGAGCCCACACCACUGUACUCGCUGCAGCCAGCAUCUACUUCAGGAAUCUCCUGUGUGGAUCCUUCCUUGAAGCAGAUCGGGUGCAGCAGGGUCAGCCAGUGGAGCUGGCCGCCUCGAAGGAGGCGGUGUCCUCUUUGCUCGAGUUCAUCUACGGCGGGGAACCCGAGCUGCCGCUGGAAGCGGGUCUCGAGCUUCUUCGACUGGCCCAGGCCUACGAUCUGCCGACGUUGGCGGGUGCAGUGGACGCCAGCUUCAGAGCUUCCAUGGACAGCAGUGUGGCCCUGCAAGUUUUACAAGAGGCCUACGGCCUCCAUGAGUUGAAGUCGGUAUGUGAGGGCAAACUGGCUGAGGACUUCGAGGCUUGCAGCAAGCAUCCAGACUUUGGAAAGCUCAGCGCCACGCAGCUGGCCCGAAUAUUGAAGAGAGACGACUUGACCGUAUCCCGCGAGGAGGCGGUGCUGCAGGGGCUCUUCUUCUGGCUCAACAUCUCCAAGGACAGACAUGACUCCCUCGGCAUGCUCCUGCAACAUGUGGAUUUCCAAUCGAUUUCCGUUGAGAAUCUGCUUCGAAUCGGCCGCUUCUCCCUUGGGGGUCAAUGUGGUGACGACCUACACCGGGAAGCGGAUGAGGCUUUGCGCAUGCGGGAACGGAAGAGGUCCACAAGUUUACAGGACUUUCGGCCGAGGAGGCGCUGUUUCCAACAUUGGUCACCAGAUUUAGGUGCCAGCACUGAACCCCCAGGACGCAAAGUCUGGCCAGCACCCUGCAAUUCCAUGUGCUGGUACGAAGAUACCAUAUAUGCGACGGACUUCCGCGGAAGCCGAGUCCUCCGCCUGAGGCCUGGCGACCCUCAGCACUACACUGUCGUGGGUCCAAGCACCCACGUGGCUGGAAUAAAGGAGCUGGGAAUCGACUGUGACCUAUCCAUCUCACCCUCCGGCGUAAAGUUCGUAGCUGAUUUUAAGAACAGAAGGGUUGUUAGGUUCGCGGAUGAGAUCGGUAUAGUGCUGGACGACAUUGAUGCAACAACUCUCACCUGCUCGCCCAACGACGAAGCGCUUUACGUGGUGAGCCAGUACGGAGAAGCAGUGCAGAAGUUGGUUGGCUCAACACUCCAGACGGUCGUUUGCUCCGAGAGCCUUCCACGAGACAUGCGCUUCUCAGGGAUUGGGAUAUUCGUCACAAAGGAAGAGGUGAUCUACCUUAGUGAUGGUAUGGGCGGCCGCAUUCUCUGCAUCAAGCCAGGUGAAUCUGUACCUGUUGUGGUGGGGCAAUUUCCAGUUGAGUCCGAGGCCGAGCUCUGGGAUCUCUUCGUGACGGAUGGUGGAACCAUCUACGUUGCCGACCACACAGAGAGGAAGGUGCUGGCCCUGCGGCCGGGCGACACGACUUUCACGGAAGUCCUGCGCUGUCCGGAUCCACUCCUGCCCCUGGCAGUUCUGGUUCAGGACAGAUCGCUGUAUGUGAGCAUGGCAACCUGGAGUGAGAACGCGAGUGACUCUGAGCACGCGGGCGUCUACGAGUACGUGUUGCCGCCCGAGCUUCAGCUGGAGUAA